AUGGCACAGAGAGUGUGUGGCCAGAGUUAUGUAGAGGUGACAUGGGAAGCGAGCCAUGGUGCUGAGUACUACAAGGCAGCUGCAGAAGAUAAAGAUGGACAUGAUUUACACUGCAUGUCCAAUGGGACGUCAUGCCGCCUGGAGGGCCUGAUGUGCAGCCAGAUGUACACUAUUGGGGUGUCAGCUGCAGAUAGCUACUGCACCAGCCGUCCCACCCUCGCAGAUCCAGUACUGACAGCUCCAUGUCCUCCAUCUCAUGUGGACGCUUCACUGAACUGUGCUGAUAACUCUGCCACGUUAACCUGGAGCACCAGCCCCAAUGCGGUGUCUUACACUGGCAAAGCAAUGAGCGAUGAUGGACAUACUGUGACCUGUGACGCAGGAGGAGACCUCAGUUGCCAGUUGAGCGGUUUAAACUGUGGUACAACGUACGAAUUUACUGUGAAAGCCUCGGAUGGAGUCUGCGAAACUCCUGACAGCGAGCCAGUCAGCUAUACAACAGCCCCAUGUAUGGUCCAGAGCGUCGACAACACCCUAGACUGUAACACCAACACACUGACCACCAGCUGGACCCCUGGAGACAUACCUGUGAACUACAGCGUCACCGCCAUGAAUGAAAAUGGCAUGCCACUCGACUGCUUCACAGAGGACUCCAGUUGUACAUUCUCCAAUUUACCGUGUGGACAACAGUACACUGUGACAGUCACACCAGUCAGCAGCACAUGUGAAGGCCAAAGCAGUGAGCCAGAGGUCGUCAACACCGUUCCUUGUGUUCCUGAUAACAUCAGAGGAGUUGUGGAGUGUUCGUCUAACACACUGCAGGUGUCCUGGGAUGUAACCGCCGGAGCAUCGUCCUACGUCUCCACGGUGACUGGAGCAGGAGAUUCCGCUUCCUGUCCCACAACUGACCUAAGCUGCUCCUUCCCAGAUUUGCAGUGUGCUCAGACAUAUUCUGUGGAGGUGGAGGCUGUAAAUGACAGGUGUCAGAGCUCUGAGACCAUCUCCAUUGAAACUGCACCCUGCGACCCUACAAAUGUGGCUGCCGUUCUGGAUUGCGGGACUCGUGUGGCAACGGUGAGCUGGGAGGCCAGCGAUGGAGCCGAUUAUUACACUGUUGUGGCUCAGGCCAGCGAUUACACUGACAGCUGUAGAUCCACCAGUACGUCCUGUGAGCUCAGCCAGCUGAUGUGUGGGGAAACGUACUCUGUGACUGUCCUGGCAGGAGACGGGACCUGCAACAGCACCUUACUCGCCACAACCAGUGUAACAACAGCUCCAUGUGCACCUGUGAUCGAUGACUACUCACUGGACUGCGCCUCCAACCAUGCACUGGUUUCCUGGAUUAAGGAUGAUGAUGCAGUUGUGGUCACGGUCAGUGCUACCAGCCAAGGACAUGAGACGUCCUGCAGCGCCUCCACCAACAGCAGCUGUGUCCUGGAUGACCUGCAGUGUGGAAGCACUUACACUGUCCAGGCUGUAGCAGAAGGACAACAGUGUUUGAGUGACCCCAGCUCCACCUUUGAGAUCAUCACAGCGCCCUGUACUCCUGCCAACGUGGGCUACACAUAUGACUGCGAGACCGGCAUUUCCUUUGUGAACUGGGAUGACAGUUUGGGAAGGAAGACUUUCUAUGUCACUGCUGAAUCCGGAGAUCACAUGCAGUACUGCAGCACCGGCCAGACUGACUGCUCCCUGUCCUCACUGCUCUGUGGUCGGUUGUAUGAUGUGAAAGUGACGGCUGUGGCGGACCACUGCAACAGCAGCCAGCCUGGUUUUGUACAGAUACAGACAGCCCCCUGUUCUCCCCAUAAUAUCAGCGCCUCCCUGAUGUGUGAGAAUAACACAGGGGCAGUGAGCUGGCAACACAGUCCUGGUGCAGUUUCCUAUGAAGUGAUCGCAACCGCAAGAGACGGCGACGUCAAAAAGUGCCAGACAAACACCACAGACUGUUACAUACCUCACAUGCACUGUGCACAGACCUAUGUGAUCGUGGUCACCCCCUACUCUGAUUCCUGCAAGGGCUUUGAGAGCUACCCAGUCAACUAUGUAGCGGGCCCCUGCCCUCCCACCGAUGUUGCGGUGUCCCUGCAGUGCGUUGGUAACGUGGGCCAUGUCACAUGGACUGUUGCCCCGCAAGGAGAUCUGUACUUGGCCACAGCUACACAUCCUCACGACAGCCACAACCACACCUGCACCUCCACUGGAGACGGAUGUUCCUUCACGGACCUCCACUGCAACGAGGUAGCAUUCGUCUCAGUGGUCACCAGGGACCGGGGCUGCUGGAGUGAGCCAAGCGAGUCUGUCACCUUUGAAUCAGUCGUUUGUCCACCAUCCACUGUGACCGGAGUGACGACUUGCUCCAACAAUGACAUCACCGUCAGCUGGGACCCCAGUCCGAGAAGCGGCGUUACCUAUUUCAUCCACUCUGAAGAAGCGGGCGGAGCCACCAAUACCUUCACCACAACAGAAACGUCCCAUGUGAUCAGUGGGCUGCAGUGUGGUCAGCUGUACACGUACCAGGUCUCUGUCGAGUACAAUGGAUGCACCAGUGUCCUCAGCAACUCCACCAUGACUGAAACAGCCCCAUGCCCUCCGACAGGCCUGAGCGCAGUAGCCGACUGCGGCACCAACUUGGGAACUCUGACCUGGGAAGCAAGUACACAUGCAAUUUCCUACACAGCUACAGUCACAGGGACAAACCACGAUCAUGUGGUUUCAUGUACCUCGAAUACAACAACCUGCUCAGUGAAGCUGGAAUGUGGACAUCAGUACUCAGCGGUUGUGGUUGCUUCCAGUGCAACGUGCAACAGCAGUGUGGGAGACAGUCUGGUUUUCGAUUCAGCUCCUUGCCUGCCCGAGGGUGUGGGAGCAACUCUGGACUGCCAGGCCAACACUUUCGAUGUGCAGUGGACGGGAAGCGCCGACAGUGUGGGCACUUACACUGCGAUCGCCAUUGGCAGUGACAACACCCGUGCAACCUGUGACACCCAAAACACUCAAUGUACCAUCGCGGACCUGCGCUGUGGCAUGUCUUACAGCAUUGCUGUCACUGCGGCAUCAAUUGAUUGUGGCACCAUUGAUGGCUCAGACUACCAAAUCCAGUCAGCUCCCUGUAAACCAGAAGCAGUGUCAGUGGCCUUGGUAUGUAGCACACACAUGGCAUCGGUGACUUGGCAAAAUUCAGGCCCGGACCAGAUGGACAUGGUAUCAGCGGUGGACAGCAGAGGAACGACCCAUGAAUGCAGCUCCACCACCUCCAACUGCACCUUCGAACAGCUGACCUGUGGGGAGAGCUACACUAUUAGUGUGGUCGGCGAGGCGGAAACAUGCACAAGUGACCCCGCCUCUGCUGAUGUUCUCAACACAGCUCCAUGUGUUCCCACCCAUGUGAUUGCAAGAGUUGACUGUGAUACCGGCAUCACCUCGGUCACUUGGGACCCGGCCCGCGGUGCCACGUCUUACACCGUGUUCGCCCAUGGAAACCUCGGCCACUACGCUGAAUGUAACAGCACAGACACCAACUGUAAUUUCCCUAACCUGGCAUGUGGGCAGGACUACAACAUUACCGUCAUGGCUCGACACAGCACCUGCAAUAGUCUGAUCAGUGAGACCACCACCGCCACCACAGGUCCUUGCCCUCACAGUAAUCUGGAAGCUGUUCUCGACUGUGAUACCAACAUGGUUAUGGCGUCUUGGACUGCUGGUAGCGGUAUCCUCUACUACAACGCAACAGCCACUGGCUUUAAUGUUGACCAUCAACAAACGUGCUCCACCAAUGGCACCUCCUGUAAUUUGCCGUCUCUGCUCUGUGGGGAAAGCUACCGGGUGACCGUCAGUGGACAGGGACGACGCUGCCCAAGUCCUGCUGAGGAAUUUCAGAGAGUCCAAGCAGCUCCCUGCCCUCCCACCCUCCUGGACGUCGUCUCGUCUUGUAGUUCCAACGACAUCACUGUGACGUGGGAGACCUCGAAGGGCUCCGUAUCCUACAUGGCUGUGGCUGUGAAUGCAGAGGGACAGCGGUGGUCCUGUAACACCACCGGCACCUCCUGCCAGAUCACUAAUCUGCCUUGUGGUCAGCAUUUCGAAGUCUACGUCGCUGGUCUUGAUGAGAAAUGUGUCGGCGCCAAGAGCAACACUGAAAUGAUUUACACAGCCCCCUGUGUGCCAGAGAACAUACAGAACUACCUCGACUGUCCGACCGGAGUCCUUAACAUCACGUGGGAGUCGAUGGGUUACGCUCCCCACUUCAGAGCCUCAGUGAUGAGCAGCUCUGGUGACACUACCGUUUGCAAGACAGACCAGCAUUACUGUGUGGUACCCGACAUGCAGUGCGGCCAAACCUUUGACGUUUCGGUGAUGGCCCAAGACGAGAGGUGCAACAGCUCCUACAGUCCCGUACAGCAAGUCACUACAGCUCCUUGCCCACUUACCGACUACCUGACCUCUGUGGACUGUGACACCGGUGUUGUAUCGGUAUCUUGGACCGGCGGUGCAACGGCGAUCCUGUACGACGUGCUGGCAGUUGACGCCGACGGUUACCAAUGCAACUGCAGCAGCACAGACACCGGCUGUGACCUCAAUAUGCUGAAGUGUGGAACAGAGUACAGUGUCACUAUCACACCGUCCAGGGAUGGAUGCGUGGGCAGAAACAGCCCCACCAAACAGAUCCAGACAGUUCCCUGUGUACCUUCCCUUAAUGACGUGGAGAUCGACUGUCUGACCAACUCAGCCUGGGUGUUAGGAAAUGCAUCUGCUGGGGCUGAAGACUACGUCGUUAUGGCGACUGACAGCAAUGGUGUGGUCCAGGAAUUCCCAUGCAACUCAACAGAAGAUGACAUGUGUACUCUGCCACCUCUGAUGUGCAGCAUGAACUUCACUUUCACCCUCAAGGCCCGUAACCAGCAGUGCUCCAGUGCUGCCAGUAACGCUGUCAAGGCUGAAACAGGUCCCUGCUCUCCUCAGAACAUCAGUAAUUCAGUGGACUGUGAUGAAAACACAAUCUCCAUCGCCUGGACCCCCGUCCCUGGUGCUGUGUCGUACACAGCCACGCUGGAGCACUUAAACGGCAACACAACCUGCUGCUCGACGUCAGAAAAUGGCUGUGACAUUGGAGAUCUGCCCUGUGGAGAAAUGUACAUUUUGCUUGUCACAACUGAGGGACGGACCUGCAACAGCUCUGAGAGCAGAGACAUAGCCAGGACAGUGCCGUGCAUCCCUCAGAACCUCCAGGCCAGUCUGAGCUGUAGCAACAACGUGGCCUCCAUGUCCUGGAAUUACAGCCGCGGAGGGCAGUUUUUCAAGGUGAAGGCGGUGAGCACCGACGGCCACGAGGACGAGUGCAGCAACUUUGAGAACCAGUGUGAUUUGACUGGACUGCAGUGUGGGAAGGUCUACACCGCUACAGUGGUGGCAGAGGACAGUGACUGCAAGAGCAAACCCAGCGACAGUGUGACCAUUAAGACCGUACCAUGCACUCCUGAAGACAUCUCUCCUGUGGUGAAAUGCAAGGACAACUGUCUGACUGUGUCCUGGUCUGAGAGUUCAGGAGCAGACUCGUACAUUGCCACCAUCUCAGACAGUAACGGACAGAUGACGACCUGUCAGGGCAUGACGGAGGGAUCCUGCAACGUGACAGGGCUGAGCUGUGGUGUGAUCUAUCAUGUCUCUGUGGUCGCCUCUGAUGGAUACUGCGACAGCCCGCCCACUCCUGAGGAGGUCACAGCUCCAAUCCCAUGUGAACCAAGAAACAUCAAGGCAGUAAUGGACUGUUACACACAUACGGCCAUAGUUACCUGGUACCCAAGUGAUGGAGCUCUGUCGUAUAAUGUCACGGCCACCUCUGGUUCAGGUCAUGAGGUCACUUGUGAUACCACCAUGACCCACUGUGAAAUGAACAGCCUGGAAUGUGGACAGAGCUACCAUAUCACUGUCAAAGCUGUGGGAGAGAGCUGUUGCCGCAGUGCUGACAUGGAAGGAUAUCUGGACACAGGUCCGUGCGUCCCUGAACACAUCACCACUCAGUACAGCCUGUCGAUCGGACAGGUGCUGUGGGACAUGGCUAAUGGAGCUGAUUCAUACUCUGUUGAAGCGAUCACAGCCCAGGGCCAGCAAGCCUCCUGUACCACAAAUGACACCUAUUGCCCCAUUUACAACAUGCAGUGUGGUCAGACUUACAGCGUCACCGUCACUGCACAUAACCAUGUCUGCUCAGACGGGUCCAUGUCAACGGAAAUGGUUGAUAUUGAGACAGAGCCGUGCCCGCCCAACAAUGUCCAGACCGUUGUGGAAUGUGAGAAUGGCGUAGGAGUUGUGACCUGGGAGGCGAGUGUCGGUGCCGUGGCUUACUCGGUCAGCCUGGCAGGACGUGAUGGUCACUCCCUGACCUGUGAAAACACUGAAACUUACUGUAACGUAGAGGGUCUCCAUUGUGGCGUUGUCUACUACACCAACGUCAUCGCCGUCGGAGAAACACUCAACAGCAGCUUGUCCGCUACAGUUCAGCUGAUCGCAGGUGUGUUUCACUCAUCAUGCAGUAUCCCUCCUUACAUCACACUGACAUCAUAA
Messenger RNA from Sphaeramia orbicularis (orbiculate cardinalfish), 6564 nucleotides. Its product is annotated as fibronectin-like. The transcript has 25 exons. Gene Ontology annotation, molecular function: protein binding. The record is from RefSeq and is a predicted model, not a curated record. Lineage: Eukaryota; Metazoa; Chordata; Actinopteri; Kurtiformes; Apogonidae. Bases 1 to 6564 code for a protein of 2187 amino acids.